Hyaloscypha bicolor E is the source of this 1518-nucleotide messenger RNA. Its product is annotated as glycosyltransferase family 15 protein. Gene Ontology annotation, molecular function: alpha-1,2-mannosyltransferase activity. The transcript has 5 exons. NCBI's taxonomy places the organism in Eukaryota, Fungi, Ascomycota, Leotiomycetes, Helotiales, Hyaloscyphaceae. Gene Ontology annotation, cellular component: membrane; Golgi apparatus. The record is from RefSeq and is a predicted model, not a curated record. Gene Ontology annotation, biological process: protein N-linked glycosylation; cell wall mannoprotein biosynthetic process. The coding region runs from base 1 to 1518 and encodes 505 amino acids.
AUGGGGUUCGUACAGAGAGUGAUGAAGCGAAUACCGUCUGCGCGGAGUCUGCCUUCGAUGGACGAAGUCAAGGAAAAGACGAAGGCUUCUUCUAGAUUGGCGUUCUUCCGGCGGCCGCUCAGAUUGAAGGGCAACUCCAGCAUUUCAAUACCCCUCGGCGUUGUUCUAUUAUUUCCUUGCAUUGUCGUUGUAUUGAUCUUGGUGCUAUUCGUCCGACAUCCUAAAUCAGGAGUCGGCAUAUUAAUGCCUGCUGGGGCACCACCAGCUAUUAGGAAAAUCAGCGAAGAGCAUGACAAGGUCUUUGUCACAGGCUGCUUAGAGCCAGAUACUUCGCAACCUAGAGCGAACGCGGCAUUUGUGGUCUUGGCGAGGAACAAGGAGUUAGAUGGUGUCAUCCAGUCCGUCAAGUCCAUCGAGAGACACUUCAACAGGUGGUACCAUUACCCCUACGUGUUCUUGAACGAUGCCGACUUCAAUUCAACCUUCAAGGAGACGAUCCAGAAUUACACAAGUUCUCCUGUGGAGUUUGGGAAGAUCGACCCCAAGAUGUGGGGAUUCCCAGACUGGAUAGAUCCCAAGGUCGCCAAGGAGGGUAUUGAGAAGCAGGGAGAUCAAGCUAUCAUGUACGGUGGCAUGGAAAGUUAUCAUGCCAUGUGCAGAUUCUACUCGGGAUUCUUCUACAAGCAUGAACUCUUGGCCAAGUACGAAUGGUACUGGCGCUUGGAACCAGAAAUCAAAUAUUUCUGUGACAUUACAUACGACCCAUUUUUGAGGAUGAUCGAAUCGAACAAAACAUACGGCUUCACCAUCGCAGUCAAGGAAUUGAAGGAGACCGUGCCGAAUAUCUUCAGAUACGCAUCCGCAUACAAGAGGGUCAACAACUUGACUUCUCAGGGGCUGUGGGAAAUGUUCGUCGAGCCUCAACCAGAGAAGACAGAGGAGCUACCAGAAGACGAUCCGAAUUACAAACACCCUCUGCCGGAAGAAAUCCUUCGAGGUGAUCCAUCUCGAGCUUCUCUACCAACCAUCGAUCCAGAAGCUAUGGAGGGAGAGAAGUACAACAUGUGCCAUUUCUGGUCGAAUUUUGAAAUCGCCAGACUCAGUUGGUUCAGGAGUAAGGAGUACGAAGACUUCUUCCAAAUGAUGGAUCGCAGCGGGGGGUUUUGGAUGGAACGUUGGGGAGACGCUCCAAUCCACUCCCUUGCAGCCGGAGCCCUUCUCGCUCCAAGAGACAUCCAUUAUUUCCGCGACUUUGGCUACCGACACACCACGAUCCAACAUUGUCCCGCGAACGCACCGGCUCGCCAAAUGCCACGAUCUCCCUUUCUAGAAAAGACUACAUUAGAUGAAAAAAAACGGAAAGAAGAAGACGAAUACUGGGAUUCGUGGGAUCCCGUGAAGGAGAAUGGCGUUGGGUGCAGAUGUAGAUGUGAUACCGACAUUGUGGAUGUUGAAGGAAAACAAGGCUCUUGUCUUGCAGAGUGGGUGGAUGUUGCCGGAGGCUGGGCAAGCCCUUAA